UUUCAUCUUCUCUAAGAAAUGCUCCACGCCCCAUUUUCAAAUCUUCAAUUCACACCUUCAAAUACCCGAAAAUCCAUGCAACCCCACAUUCCCAUUCCAUUCCAUGCCCAUGGAAAGUACCAACCUCACCAUCUUCAUCUUCCUUCCGUUUUUCCUCCUUUUCAACUCCCUUACUGCUCAAAACCUCCAAACUUACAUAGUCCAGCUCCACCCACACCUAAUUUCUACUCCUCCCUCUUCCUCCUACACCACCCUUCAAUGGCAUCUCUCUUUCCUGGAGAGGACCAUCCUCUCUGAAGACGGUGACCCGUCUUCCCGCCUCCUCUACUCUUACCACUCUGCCAUCCAUGGCUUCGCCGCUCGCCUCUCUGAUAGUGAACUUUUGGCACUGAAGGGCAUGCGUGGCGUGGUUGCCGUCCGCCCUGACCGGCGCCUCCAGAUACACACGACUUACUCAUACAAGUUCUUGGGUCUUCGUUUCACAGGCAAUGAAGCUUGGGCCCGUUCGGAUUUUGGCCGGGGGAUGAUAAUUGGAGUCCUUGACACUGGAGUCUGGCCCGAGAGCCCGAGCUUCAAUGAUCACCGGAUGCCUCCAGUGCCCAAGAGGUGGAGCGGGAUUUGUGAGGAAGGGCAGAACUUCAACUCGUCCUUCUGCAACCGCAAGCUCAUUGGCGCUCGCUUCUAUAUCAAAGGGCACCGUGCAUCUUCAUCACCGCUGGUCUCGCCAUCUGUCAUGGAGUAUGUGUCCCCACGCGAUGCGCAUGGUCAUGGGACUCACACAUCAUCAACUGCAGCUGGGAGUUCUGUCCCUGCAGCUAGCGUGCUUGGAAUCGGCGAGGGUGAGGCACGGGGGAUGGCGCCUGGGGCCCACAUCGCCAUCUACAAGGUUUGCUGGUUCAAUGGUUGCUACAGCUCCGAUAUCCUGGCUGGAAUGGAUGAUGCCAUCAGAGAUGGAGUUGAUGUCCUCUCCCUCUCCUUGGGUGGAUUCCCAAUCCCGCUUUAUGAGGACAGCAUUGCCAUAGGCGGUUUUAGGGCAAUUGAGAAGGGUAUCUCGGUAAUUUGUGCUGCCGGAAAUAAUGGUCCAAUUCUGAACUCCGUCGCCAAUGAGGCUCCUUGGAUAACCACCGUUGGUGCCAGCACACUCAAUAGGAGAUUUCCCGCCAUUGUACGGUUGGGGGAUGGCCAAACUCUGUAUGGAGAAUCCAUGUAUCCAGGUAACCGGCAUCCAAACAUCGGCCAAAGGCUCAAGCUAGUCUACGGUGGGAAGAACGGUGCAGAAUUUUGCUUCAAAGGCUCUCUUUCAAAAGCUAGAGUUAGCGGGAAAAUGGUGGUCUGUGAUCGAGGCGCAACUGGAAGGUCUAUGAAGGGCCAGGUCGUUAAAGAAUCCGGUGGGGCUGCAUUGAUACUAGCGAACACGGAGAUCGAACAGGAAGAGGAUUCUGUCGACGUCCAUGUCUUGCCUGCAACACUCAUCAGCUAUGCAGAGUCCAUUCGCCUGAAGAAAUACUUAAACUCCACAACAAGACCCACAGCCCGAAUUGAAUUUGGAGGGAUGGUUAUUGGUAAAUCUAGAGCACCGUCAAUCGCCCUGUUCUCAUCAAGAGGGCCGAGCUUAGCCAAUCCUUCGAUCCUCAAACCAGAUGUUAUUGCCCCGGGGGUGAACAUUAUUGCUGCCUGGCCCACAAAUCUGGGACCCACGGGGCUUCAAGAAGAUUCUAGAAGAGUAAACUUCACCGUCAUGUCAGGUACUUCAAUGGCUUGCCCACAUGUCAGUGGAAUUGCUGCUCUAGUACACUCGAUCCACCCAUCAUGGAGCCCUGCUGCAAUUAAAUCUGCAAUCAUGACAACUGCUGAUGUUUCAGACCACUUGGGCAAGCCAAUAAUGGACGGGUCAAAACCCGCGGGACCCUUUGCACUUGGUGCUGGACAUGUGAACCCAAUGAAAGCGAUUGAUCCAGGGUUGGUCUACGACAUCAAGCCAGAUGAGUACAUCACCCAUCUUUGCACCCUUGGCUACACAAGGUCAGAGAUCUUCACCAUCACUCACAGGUCUGUGAAUUGCCGCAAAAUCAUGUUAAGGAGCAGAGAUUUCAGCCUCAACUACCCCUCCCUGUCAGUGAUUUUCAAGCAUGGGAGAACAAGGAAGAUGAUCAAGAGGCGAUUGACAAAUGUGGGCCUGCCUAACUCUUCGUACUCAGUGGACAUGGUAGCGCCGCAAGGAGUGAAAGUGAGAGUUAGACCAGAAAGCUUAAAAUUCAGUCACUUGUAUGAAAGCAAGUACUAUAGAAUUUGGUUCAUUUCUAGAAAGAGACUAUCUAGAAAAGAGAAGCCAAGCUAUGCCCAAGGGCAUCUGACAUGGGCGCAUAAUCACCAAAGCCAUUAUAAGGUGAGGAGUCCAAUUUCUGUGACUUGGGCAAGAUAGGAAAGUAGCAGAAAACAUUUCUGCAGUAUAGUUCAUGUUGUUACUCUUCUAGUCGAAUACAACCAGGAAUGUUGAAGGAGCUUCUUUAUUUUUCGAUAAAGACGGUACUGGAUUUGUAUCUAAGUUGUUCAAAAUGUAUGGUCAUUAGAUAUGACUGCAGAUACAUUUUCUUUUAUAUACAACAAUAAUAAUAAUAAUAAUUUAAUCUCAGAUUGCAUCCAAAUUCGCCUCAGUACACCAUAGUUUAAGAACCCGAAAAUUCAACUCGACUCGAUGUUCAUUCAGGCGAGUUGACCCGAAGGACCCAACUCCACUCCGUAGUUAAUAACAAUAAACUUAAAAAAGCAGGAAGGAGUAUUUAAAUUAGUUACC
Molecule: messenger RNA, 2794 nt
Organism: Magnolia sinica
Lineage: Eukaryota; Viridiplantae; Streptophyta; Magnoliopsida; Magnoliales; Magnoliaceae
Product: subtilisin-like protease SBT1.2
Exons: 1
Coding region: 104-2422 (772 amino acids)
Biological process (GO): proteolysis
Molecular function (GO): serine-type endopeptidase activity
Source: RefSeq, a predicted model, not a curated record